GCUUGUUAACCGACUGCAGUUGUGUGCCUGUCGUCCCAGCGGCCGGAAGUCUGCAUGAAGCUGCGUCUUCCUCACAGGCGGCGACCCUUUUUUUUUUUCUACCUUCGUUUUUUUUUUUUAUACCACACUUUUUUUUUUUUCUCUUUUUUUUUUAAGUCUCACUCGGCGCGAUGAGCACAGAGUAGCGAAGAGGGUGCGCAGAGGGAGCGACGAUGUUUGCGGGGAAAGCGGAGUAAGGCAGGGCCUCCGUGUAGCUUUAGCGAACAAAAGGAGAACAUUAAUGGAGGCAAGUUAGCUUGCUAGCUAGCUUAGCGCAUGCUAACUAUCAGCUUUUUUAAAGUGCAAGGGAGCCCCAAAGUCACCGGUCGAAGUGUUUUCUCACUAAAUCGAUUUACUAGCUGCAAUAGUUUGGCAUUUUAGUCGGCUGCUAGUUGACAGCUGGCAAUACGUUUAAUUUGCAUUAAGCUAAUUGGUGCUGGGCGAUGUGGCUGGAAACUGUAUCACGAUUACUGUAUGUUCUAUAUCGGUCGAUAUCGAUAACUAUUGGUUUUUUUUUUUGCAUCUAUCGAAAAUAAGGAGCAGGAGAAAAAUAUAUUAACAUUUUUAUAUAAAAUGUAGCCUUCCUCCCACUUCUAUCAAGGCAGAAAGGAAAGGAAAUGUCAACACAAGCAUGAAAAACUGUCAAUGUAAACAAAACUCUAAAAAUAAAAUCACAUUGAACAUUUAAUAACGUCUUAAAACGUGCCAAAAUAAGGAAUAUGUAAGAAGUGCUUGAUAAGGUGGAACAAAAUAGUGCAAAGUGUGUGAAAUUGUAGACUUGGAAAAACCCGAGAAGAGCAUUUAAUUUGGUGUGUUAUUUAAUGUUAUGCUGUGAUUAGUAUUUAAAUAUGACUAAACAAAAUUACUUUUAAUUAUUUUAUUUAUAGAAUCCUGCACUUUAGGUCCUGUCUGUUGUUUCCGUUUACCCGAAUAGGGAACGGACAAGAGUUGAAAAGAAAAAAGGUGAGCACAGAUUACUAUAUGUUCUAUAUCGGUCGAUAUCGAUAACUAUUGAUUUUUUUUCAUGACCUAUCGAAAAUAAGGAGCAUAAGAAAAAUAUAUUAAAUGUAAACAUUUUUUAUAUAAAAUGUAACCUUCCUCCCAGAUCUAUCAAGGCAGAAAGGAAAGGAAAUGUCAACACAAGCAUGAAAAACAGUCAAUGUUAACAAAACUCUAAAAAAACAAAUCACAUUGAACACUUAACGUCUUAAAACAUGCCAAAAUAAGGAAUAUGUAAGAAGUGCUUAAUAAGGUGGAACAAAACAGUGCAAAGUGUGUGAAAUUGUAGACUUCGAAAAACCUGAGAAGAACAUUUAAUUUGGUGUGUUAUUUAAUGUUAUGCUGUGAAUAGUAUUUAAAUAUGACUAAACCAAAUUACUAUUAUUUAUUUUAUUUAUACAAUCCUGCCCUUUGGGUCCUGUCUGUUGUUUCCGUAUACCCGAAUAGGGAACGGACGAGGGUUGAAAAGAAAUGCGGUGAGCACAGAUUACUAUAUGUUCUAUAUCGGUCGAUAUCGAUAACUAUUGAUUUUUUUUCAUGACCUAUCGAAAAUAAGGAGCAGGAGAAAAAUAUAUUAAAUGUAAAAAAAAUUAUAUAAAAUGUAACCUUCGUCCCACUUCUAUCAAGGCAGAAAGGAAAGGAAAUGUCAACACAAGCAUGAAAAACAGUCAAUGUUAACAAAACUCUUAAAAUAAAAUAAAAAUCACAUUACACUUAAUAACGUCUUGAAACGUGCCAAAAUAAGGAAUAUGUAAGAAGUGCUUAAUAAGGUGGAACAAAAUAGUGCAAAGUGUGUGAAACUGUGGACUUCGAAAAACCUGAGAAGAACAUUUAAUUUGGUCUGUUAUUUAAGUAUGGAAAGGAAUGUAUGUUAUGCUGUGAUUAAUAUUUAAAUAUGACUAAACCAAAUUACUAUUAUUUAUUUAUUUUAUUUAUACAAUCCUGCACUUUAGGUCCUGUCUGUUGUUUCCGUACACCCGAAUAGGGAACAAACAAUGGUUGAAAAGAAAAGAGGUGAGCACAGAUUACUAUAUGUUCGAUAUCGAUAACUAUUGCUUUUUUUCAUGACCUAUCGAAAAUAAGGAGCAGGAGAAAAAUAUAUUAAAUGUAAACAUUUUUUAUAUAAAAUGUAACCUUCCUCCCGCAUCUAUCAAGGCGGAAAGGAAAGGAAAUGUCAACACAAGCAUGAAAAACAGUCAAUGUAAACAAAACUCUAAAAAAAAAAUCACACUGAACACUUAAUAACGUCUUAAAACGUGCCAAAAUAAGGAAUAUGUAAGAAGUGCUUAAUAAGGUGGAACAAAAUAGUGCAAAGUGUGUGAAAUUGUGGACUUCGAAAAACCUGAGAAGAACAUUUAAUUUGGUGUGUUAUUUAAUGUUGUGCUUUGAUUAGUAUUUAAAUAUGACUAAACAAAAUUACUUUUAAUUACGGUAUUUUAUUUAUACAAUCUUGCACUUUAGGUCCUUUCUGUUGUUUCCAUAUACCCGAAUAGGGAACGGACGAGGGUUGAAAAGAAAAGAGGUGAGCACAGAUUACUAUAUGUUCUAUAUCGGUCGAUAUCGAUAACUAUUGAUUUUUUUUCAUGACCUAUGGAAAAUAAGGAGCAGGAGAAAAAUAUUAAUUGUAAACAUUUUUAUAUAAAAUGUAACCUUCCUCCCACAUCUAUCAAGGCAGAAAGGAAAGGAAAUGUCAACACAAGCAUGAAAAACAGUCAAUGUAAACAAAACUCUAAAAAAAAUCACAUUGAACACUUAACGUCUUAAAACGUGCCAAAAUAAGGAAUAUGUAAGAAGUGCUUAAUAAGGUGGAACAAAAUAGUGCAAAGUGUGUGAAAUUGUAGACUUGGAAAAACCUGAGAAGAACAUUUAAUUUGGUGUGUUAUUUAAUGUUAUGCUGUGAUUAGUAUUUAAAUAUGACUAAACAAAAUUACUUUUAAUUAUUUUAUUUAUACAAUCCUGCACUUUAGGUCCUGUCUGUUGUUUCCGUAUACCCGAAUAGGGAACGGACGAGGGUUGAAAAGAAAAGAGGUGAGCACAGAUUACUAUAUGGUCUAUAUCGGUCGAUAUCGAUAACUAUUGAUUUUUUUUUCCCAUCUAUUGAAAAUAAGGAGCAGGAGAAAAAUAUAAUAAAUGUAAACAUUUUUAUAUAAAAUGUAACCUUCCUCCCACUUCUAUCAAGGCAGAAAGGAAAGUAAAUGUCAACACAAGCAUGCAAAACAGUCAAUGUAAACAAAACUCUAAAAAAAAAAUCACAUUGAACACUUAAUAACGUCUUAAAACGUGCCAAAAUAAGGAAUAUGUAAGAAGUGCUUAAUAAGGUGGAACAAAAUAUUGCAAAGUGUGUGAAAUUGUGGACUUGGAAAAACCUGGGAAGAACAUUUAAUUUGGUGUGUUAUUUAAUGUUAUGCUGUGAUUAGUAUUUAAAUAUGACUAAACAAAAUUACUUUUAAUUAUUUUAUUUAUACAAUCCUGCACUUUAGGUCCUGUCUGUUGUUUCCGUAUACCCGAAUAGGGAACGGACGAGGGUUGAAAAGAAAAGAGAAAAAAUGGACGAUUCCCAUUUCAACUCAUCAUACUUUUGGUCUCCCGUCCCCACUGUACAAGGACAGAUCGAGAGCGCCAUGUUCCUGAACAAAACCAAGGAGCAACUCGGCACGGAGAAGCCCGGCGCUCCGUCGUUCCCUCACUCCUCCGCCCUGUCCCCGCACUACCCCACGGCCGUGCUCGCCAUGCCCGGCUCCAUGGACGCGGGCCUGCGGGUGGUAACCAAACAGGAAGGCGGAAACUCUGCGGUCGGAGGAGGCGCGUCCAUGAGUGCUGUCGGAGGACACAUGCACCAGUCACACACUUCCCAGAACGUCACUGUUGUGCCCGUUCCCUCCACGGGAAUCAUGACGGCGGCGGGCCUGGUCAUCACGACCCCUCAAGGCACGCUGGUCCCUACUGCCUCCACUCAGUCUUUUGUGGCGGGACCUUAUUCUGCCACCACCAUGUUCGUGUCUGCGCUGCACCCCUCAAACACAGACAAGAAGGGCGACAUAGCCGAUCCCCCUGUGGUUGUCAUGCCAACGGCAGGCAAGCGAGGCAGAAAGAGCAAACAAAUGAGCAGACCGAGCGCCAUCCUCCCGCCAGGAAGUGACGCGUUGAUAUUAGCACACCUGGCAGCCACUGGACAGCAUCAUUCAGCCGAUCCCUACGACCUGUCCAAUGAUGAGGACGACCAGGCCAACAAGGACGGCCCCAAGUCUUACAGGUGUCGGAUGUGCGCGGUGACGUUCUUCAGCAAGUCCGACAUGCAGAUCCACGCCAAGUCGCACACCGAGGCCAAGCCCCACAAGUGCCCUCACUGCUCCAAAUCCUUCGCCAACUCCAGCUACCUGGCGCAGCACAUCCGCAUCCACAGCGGCGCCAAGCCCUACAGCUGCACCUACUGCCAGAAAGCGUUCAGGCAGCUCAGCCACCUGCAGCAGCACACACGCAACCACACUGAGGCCAAGCCCCACAAGUGUCCCCACUGCUCCAAGUCCUUUGCCAACUCCAGCUACCUGGCGCAGCACCUCCGAAUCCACAGCGGGGCCAAGCCCUACAGCUGCACCUACUGCCAGAACGUUUUCAGGCAGCUCAGCCACCUGCAGCAGCACGCACGGAUUCACACUGGCGACCGGCCGUACAAGUGCAACCAUCCCGGAUGUGAGAAAGCUUUCACGCAGCUGUCCAAUCUGCAGUCUCACCGUCGGCAGCACAACAAGGACAAGCCGUACAAGUGCCACAACUGUAACCGCGGCUACACGGACGCUGCCAGCCUGGAGGUGCACCUGUCCACGCACACUGUCAAACACGCCAAGCUCUUCUCCUGCGGCCUCUGUAACCGCUCCUACACCUCGGAGACUUACCUCAUGAAGCACAUGAGGAAGCACAACCCCGACACGCUAACGGCGGCAGCCCAGCAGACGGGAAGCGGCAGGGGCCGAGGCCGCGGCAGAGGGCGAGGAGGGGGAGCCCGAGGGGGCCUACAGGCCAACCCGAACAACGGCGGCCAGAACCCCGGGCCCCCCGGCAGCUACCUGCAGGCGGCGGAAGCCGUGAUCCCGUGCCCUUUUGAUCUCCACCAGUACAAGACGGUGUCGGCCAGCGAGAUCCAGUACAAGCCCGUCACAGUGGCGGACCUUCCAGCGACCCACAAAGACCUCUGCCUCACCGUCUCAACGUCCGCCAUCCAAGUGGAGCACAUGAACUCGUAGGUUACACCUUCCCAAACCUUGCGAGGAUGAGACUGAUUGUCUGUAAAAAAAAAAAAAAAAAAAAGUAUUUAAAAUGUAUAUUCUCUUCCUGGAGCACUAGCGGCUCUCAAACACACUCAGAAGAUUGACUUUUCUACUUUGCUCUCAACGGGAUGGACCUGGUCACGUUUAGGACAUAGGUUCCUUGAUUUGAAGUCCUUAAAAGGACCUUGGGGACACCAGGACCACAUCUCUCCUUCCUGCGGAAGCAGGAGGUGAUCCCUAAUCCGAGGUAAGGUGCUGACUUUUUGGUCGCCAAGGCAAACAGGAGAAAGGCUUUGUCCACAGGAACACAGAUUUUUUUUUUCUGUGCAUUAUGGCCUCCCGCCCACCCACAAACUUUAGUUUUGGUUCUCUUGGAAAACUUUUUCCCCCGAAAUAUUUCCCACAAGUCCAAGCUUUGGCAUGCGUGUACAGAUGGGUAAAUCGGGGCUACAGUAGAAGAUUUUCACCCAACACCAGUGGGGCUUCAUUAUGUUGCAAUAUGGCGACACUAGUUAGCUCCUCCCCCCUCCAAACCCUCAGGUGGAGCUUAACAAUGGCGUGGACCGCACGCAGUUUUUUUCUCUGAAAGUGACACUUUUAAAUCCAACUCCUCCCGUUUCGGAGCAACAAGUACAAUAAAAUUAACCGAUGGUUUCAGCUUCAACCGCCAUUUUUUAACUCUCAAAGCUCGACAGGAGAAGCUAAAUAGCAAGUCAAGGAAACACUGCAGGGAAUUCUUAAAUCACGCUCAUUCCCCGCCAAAGAGCUAUAAUCGGAUCAAGACGGCGUCGGAGGGAAUAUAUACGCAGGAAUAUAAUCCAGGCUAUGCGGGUUUACGUUUCAUUCCGCGCAGUGGUAAACGCAUUCGGUUCCUUGAUGUUGUUUCCCGGUCUUUGUGUAGGUCAGUGCUGAUUUUUGAAGAUAAUACGAUCAAAUACAUAUUUUCAGGCUUCUGAUUUGUCAAAUACCGUAUUUUUCGGAGUAUAAGUCGCUCCGGAGUAUAAGUCGCACCGGCCGAAAAUGCAUAAUAAAGAAGGAAAAAAACAUAUAUAAUUCGAACUAGAGCAGGGGUCGGCAACCCAAAAUGUUGAUUUAUUUAUCAUUUAUAACGAGCCAUAUUUGACCAAAAAUACAAAAAAUAAAUCUGUCUGGAGCCGCAAAAAAUUAAAAGCCAUAUUACAUACAGAUAGUGUGUCAUGAGAUAUAAAUUGAAUUAAGAGGACUUAAGGAAACUAAAUGACCUCAAAUAUAUCUGCAAAUGAGGCAUAAUGAUGCAAUAUGUACAUAUAGCUAGCCUAAAUAGCAUGUUAGCAUCGAUUAGCUUGCAGUCUUGCAGUGACCAAAUAUGUUUGAUUAGCACUCCACACAAGUCAAUAACAUCAACAAAACUCACCUUUGUGCAUUCACGCACAACAUUACAAAAUUGGUGGACAAAAGAAGUGGCAUAAAACACGUCCUAGAAAGUCGGAGAAAGUUAUACAUGUAAACAAACUACGGUGAGUUCAAGGACCGCCAAAAUUAGUAGGACAAAACGGCGCACGCCAAAUAGUCGAAUCAGUGAAGCACGUUUAAUAUAAACAGUGUGCUUUAUAACAAUUAGGGAGGUUUGUGUCAUGUUUGUCCUCCUACAGAAACCAUAUUAAAGCAAAAAAUAUAUUUUUUUCCCCUUAUCUUUUUCCAAUUUUCAUACAUUUUUUAAAAAGCUCCAGAGAGCCACUAGGGCGGCGCUAAAGAGCCGCAUGGCUCUAGAGCCGCGGGUUGCCGACCGCUGCACUAGAGUAUAAGUCGCAUUUUUGGGGGAAAUUUAUUUGAUAAAAACCAACACUAAGAAUAGACAUUUGAAAGGCAAUUUAAACUAAAUAAAGAAUAGUGAACAACAGGCUGAAUAAGUGUACGUUAUAUGAGGCAUAAAUAACCAACUGAGAACGUGCCUGGUAUGUUAACGUAACAUAUUAUGGUAAGAGUCAUUCAAAUAACUAUAACAUAUAGAACAUGCUAUACGUUUACCAAACAAUCUGUCACUCCUAAUCGCUAAAUCCCGUGAAAUCGUAUACGUCUAGUCUCUUACGUGAAUGAGCUAAAUAAUAUUAUUUGAUAUUUUACGCUAAUGUGUUAAUAAUUUCACACAUAAGUCGCUCCUGAGUAUAAGUCGCACCCCCGGCCAAACUAUGAAAAAAAACUGCGACUUAUUGUCCGAAAAAUACGGUACAUGACUAUUGAAAUACUGUAUGUAAAAGAAAUAGAGCAAAUACAAAGCUGGUUCCCGGGAGGUUAUUUGGAAAGUACAAUGAAUGAAAAAAACAGCAACAAAAGUUGAAAAAACAACAAGAAGGCGUAAUGUAAUAAAAAUAGGUAGUGUCGACUAAUCAUUGACUAAUACGGCAUAUUGGAUUAUAUCGGUAUCGUUUUUUUCCCCGCCGAUAAUGACAUCAGAUCAGAUCUUUCCCGGGUUUCGCCCAAAGAAUGGAUACGUGUGGAGUCAUGUGACCCAUACUGGCACACGACUCAAACAAGCUUUUCUGAUAUUAUUUCCAAAUUUCACCCUCAGAUUUUAAAUAUGUGUUAUAUCGGUUGAUAUCGACUUAUCGGAGAGUGGUUAGAAAGACAAUAACGUGCCUGGUAUGUUAACGUAACAUAUUAUGGUAAGAGUCAUUCAAAUAACUAUAACAUAUAGAACAUGCUAUACGUUUACCAAACAAUCUGUCACUCCUAAUCGCUAAAUCCCAUGAAAUCUUAUACGUCUAGUCUCUUACGUGAAUGAGAUAAAUAUUAUUAUUUGAUAUUUUACGGUAAUGUGUUAAUAAUUUCACACAAAAGUCGCUCCAGAGUAUAAGUAUGAAAAAGUAUGAGUAUAAGUAUGAAAAAAAACUGCGACUUAUAGUCCGAAAAAUACGGUAUGCGCAUGACCGCGAGGGGUUUGAAUUUUUAGGCACCUAACGAUUCGAUCUGAUUCCUGGGAAGACGAUUCUAUUCAAAAUCGAGUCAAACCGAUUCUCGCAAUGUAUCAUAGACAUUUUUUUUUUUUAAACAGGUGACAGGUUAGAAAAGCUCCUACUGGUUGCAAGGACUAAAAAAGUAUGAAUCGUUCAAUGAAUAAGAACCACAAUUCGGAUUUGAAUCAAUUUACUUUUCCUGCACAAAUGACCGCCGGUGAAUGUGAUUUUACGUCUGCGGGGGAGAUAAUUUUUUUUAACUCCACUCCGAUGGGGGAUUUAUUUUUUUUCCCACACCCCGCCGCCGUACGGAUAUCGUGCAUUUGUAAAGAAUAUCUGCGUUCAAAUGGACGCUUGAGCCUGUUCCUGCUUGCCGAAACACGACCACCAGGCAAGGAUGCUACGGAGGAGAAUCCCGUCGGACCAUUAGACCUGUCGCUAAAGAGCGCCACGCUGCAAAGGAUGGAGCUGAGACAAAUGAAAAGCGGGGCACUGGACACUUGGGACGGCCAAAAGUACGCUGCAGGGCCGGGAACUAAGCACUUAAUGAAGCUUGUACUUCACCUUCGAUGUUUGCCACCUGUACUUUUUUAAUAUACCAUAUGUACGUAUUUUUCUACCAGCAGAGGAACGUGUGAGGAAGCCAAGUGGAUGUGUGAAUGUGAAAGGAAACGAGAGAACUCUCUUUUGUUACUAAUCAACGCGUUAAUGAUCCUCCAACGAGCAACGGCGGAGCAAUUGGCAGCCAGAAUGUUGAUUGUCUGACACAAUGGCUGACGGGUACUGUUAUUGAUCUUUUUCAAGGCUUUUUCCGACAUAUUCUUUCAUCUCAACUGUAUUGCAAGUCUUAUCCAUGUUAUCGCUAAAGGCAUUAUUAUAUGGCAGUAUAUGCUGUGCAUUAAAUAGUUUUCUGUCAAAGGGAAGCCUGUCUUGUGGAAAACAUGUUUCUUUUUUUUUUUUAAACAAUCUACACAGUCUCGAUAAGUUACUUCAAAAGGAGCCUUACCAAAAAGAUAGGGAAAAUAUUUGUGUUUUCAAGUUGUAUUAGUGAUAUUCACUCAAAUGAUGGAACAGAAAUGAUUCAACCGAGCAAUAUUAAAUGGCCGUCAAUACAUGUUUUCCUUCAUUGUGUCUUGUUAGGAAAUGACGAUUAUUAUUCAUGACACGGCUAACUAUUUGCUACUCGGUUGCAUAAACUGAACCAGUUCCUGAUCGGACUGUCUGCUCCUGGCGUAGAAUAAACAGGUUUCAUAUGGAAAACUACAA
Nerophis lumbriciformis (worm pipefish) is the source of this 9502-nucleotide messenger RNA. It is a transcript of the gene znf384a, whose product is annotated as zinc finger protein 384 a. Gene Ontology annotation, biological process: regulation of gene expression. Gene Ontology annotation, cellular component: nucleus. The record is from RefSeq and is a predicted model, not a curated record. Lineage: Eukaryota; Metazoa; Chordata; Actinopteri; Syngnathiformes; Syngnathidae.